Molecule: messenger RNA, 1680 nt
Organism: Fusarium sp. VM40
Lineage: Eukaryota; Fungi; Ascomycota; Sordariomycetes; Hypocreales; Nectriaceae
Source: the annotation of a GenBank genome assembly
AUGGAUGUCGGGCCUCAAGUGAUCACUGUUGCCACUAAUGCAAGUCGACCUCGGCGGAGAGCAUAUCACACCAAGGCCAAGACGGGAUGUCGCACAUGCAAGAUACGCAGGGUUCGCUGCGACGAAGGAAAACCUGCUUGUAACCGCUGUGUCUCAACUGGCUGGACGUGCGAUGGCUACACUUCCCCGUCACCCUCUUCUUCAACAACCUCUUCAGAUUUAUCCAAAUCACCCUCCCCAACACCUUUGAACCCUAAAUCCCCCAGCCCUGUCGCCGAUCUAAAGCUUAUCCUACCCCGUCAAAACCCAGAGGAAGUACGCAGCUACAACUACUUCCUCCAAGUCACAGCCCCGUCCCUCUCUGGUGCUUUCUACGCCGACUUCUGGCUUGACGAGGUGCCUCGCGUCUGUCUAUCCGAUGCAGCCAUUUGGCACGCCGUUGUCAGCCUUGGCGCUGCUCAUGAAGACUUUGCAGAAAACGGGAUCGGGCCGCGGAGUAUCUUUGCACUCAAGCAGUUCAACUCGUCUAUCCGCUGUCUCACCGAGUCGCGGUCCCCGAGACAUGCAGACCGGUGGAGGGCGCUUGUUGUCAGCGCCAUAUUCACUUAUGUAUGUACUAUCAAAGGGCUUCAUGAUCAGACGCGGAUACAUCUCCAGGCCGGAUGCAACCUCCUCCGCGAGCUUCAGACCAAACCUCCAAAGCAGGAUCAACUACAGGAAACUACCGUGUUAUCAGUUCCGAUAUCAAUUGCACCGAUACAGUCCAUCCUGACCAAUCUUGAGAUGCUUACAACUGCACUUGAUAAUGGUGGAAUUACAAGUAAUCCGACUCUUCUCUUGCAUAACAAGGUGCUCAACGCAUGGAGAUCCUACACAGCGCCUCGCUCCUCGCCCCGUCUAUCUCCAGAAGAUGUUAAUCAAGCCUAUCGUGCUUCAGAGUCAUUAAUGGGCGGAUUAGUUCUGUUCUCCCAAGAGAAUGCCAAGCCUCUUCUGGAUCUCCAGACUGGCAAGUCGGGGGUGGAAGUGCUGUCAAUGUUGGCCGCGCGACAGGAGAUGCAUACACGAUGCUUCAACGAAAUCAAGAAAGCAAUCAGCAUGUUUGAGCAUGACAUCGUUAGAAGCUCGGGACGUGCGACCCAGCUGGAAACACACGCUAUUCUCCCGUUACGCCUCUUCCAUACCGCCAAUCGUCUCCUCUUUAUUCAAGAUCCGGAUGAGCCUGACUCGAACAAACGUCAACUUGCCCUGCCUAGCCUGUAUGCUACUGUAGUUGACCUCGCUGAGCAAAUCAUGAACCUUGAUCCCACCAAGACUCGCAGGGUAUCAUACACUCAGCAGCUCUUCUUGGUCGCUCACAGCGGCAUCGGACAGUCAACCCGUCAACGCGCUGUAGACCUGCUUCGGCGCCCACGGCUUGAGGGUGGCUGGGAUAGUCUUAUCUCCGCGAGUCUUGCCGAAGCAAUUAUGGAUAGAGAAAGGGAGGCGGCGUGGGAAUACAAGUUGGAGCAAGGUUUGGACACUGAGGCUGUAGAGACUGGAGGAGAUGAUAGCGGCCCAAUGUUUCGCAUAUUCAAUAUUACGUUUGCUUUCACGGGGGCGAGAGAGGCGCGUGUUGUCCUACGCACGUGGUGGGAGAAACUCAACGACGUUAAUGGUCGGGCGAUAGCGAUUCAAUGGUGA